AUGGCGGAGGCCUCGGCGGCGGCGGCGGCCGCCGUGUCCCAGCACCGCUUCUUCUGCCACAGCUGCAAGGGGGAGGUCAGCCCCAAGCUGCCGGAGUACACUUGCCCAAGAUGUGAAUCUGGCUUUAUUGAAGAAGUCACAGAUGAUUCCAGUUUUCUAGAUGGCAGCGGCAUAGACGACAGCCCAUCCACACAGUUUGCAGAGCUUUGGGACCAUUUGGACCACACAAUGUUCUUUCCCGACUUCAGACCCUUUCUGAGUAGCAGCUCACUGGAUCAAGACAGCAGGGACAACGAGAGGGGCCACCAAGCCCACGCCGACCUCUGGGGACCAAGCCGACCCCCGCGAUUGCCCAUGACGCGGCGGUACAGAUCCCGGGGCAGCUCCCGCCCCGACAGGUCUCCUGCUAUUGAAGGAAUAAUACAGCAGAUCUUUGCAGGGUUUUUUGCAAACUCAGCGAUUCCUGGCUCACAGCACCCUUUUUCCUGGAGUGGGAUGCUGCACUCGAAUCCUGGGGACUAUGCGUGGGGACAGAGCGGCCUGGAUGCUAUUGUCACCCAGCUCUUGGGGCAGUUGGAAAACACGGGACCGCCUCCAGCCGACAAAGAGAAGAUCUCAUCUCUCCCGACAGUGACAGUAACUCAGGAACAAGUCGAUACGGGUUUGGAGUGUCCUGUGUGCAAAGAGGACUACACAGUAGCGGAGCAAGUCCGGCAGUUACCGUGCAAUCACUUCUUCCACAGCAACUGCAUCGUGCCGUGGUUAGAGCUGCACGACACGUGUCCGGUGUGCAGGAAGAGCUUAAAAGGGGAAGAUUCGACUCGGCAAACGCAAAACCCCGAGGCCUCAGCGAGUAACAGCUUUAGCAGCGAAAGCCAACUACACGAUCGAUGGACUUUCUGACGCUCGGGGGCUCUGGCCGGAGCAUCGUUACUACGGAUGUACAUUGUAUUAUAAUUCAAACAACAACAAAAAAAGAGUAGCAGGAAAUAUAGGGCAGGGGAGGGAACCCACCCUGUGGUAUUACUGCAACGAGUGCUGUCUUUUUUCCUGAAACGUUACACUAGCAUCUCCGAGCGAAUCGCAUCUCCAUUGGAAUCGCCUCUUUAGUCCUAAAUUCAGAGUCUUUUGAGUGAUUUGACUUGAUUUUAUACUUGUGAAACCUUUACUUCAAACGCGGCCCCUUUGACGGGGGGGUGAGCCGGCGCAGGGAGGUUUGGGGAGACCCCGCCUGGGUCCCGAGAUCUCUCCUGCAGCCUCCUCCGCGUCCCCCCACCCCGGCAAAGAGCUGUGAAGGUGGGGGAAGCGUCCCCCGUUGCGGUGCUCCUUGUAGUAAAGGAGGGGAUGGAAGGGAGAAGAUUUUUGGACUUCCUUCCUCUGACCCCUUCCCCUGCCCCUCGAACCGCCUGGGAGGGAUCGAAUCCAGGAGGGUUUGGUUUUUUUCCCUCCCUCCUCUCUCGAAUUCAAGUGACAGUGUCUAUAAAAUAGCGUUUUAGGUUUUCUCAAGGGCGAGGCGAAGCUGGAGGCAGCGGAGGCUCCCCGGAGCUCUUCCCGAGCCGCGCUGGCGGAGAGACCUUCGCUCGGGACGCGCAGGAGCCCCCCGGGUCUGGGAACAGGAAUGCACCAAGCAGCGUUUUCUGUCUUGUCGUGGACUUUUUGUUUGUUUGUUUGGGGUUCUCUUCUGGCCCUUCUCCACGUGCCUGUGCCCCCAGGUCUGCCCCACCCCGUCCCCCCCGUGAGUCGUUUAGGAUCCUUAGCUGGCUUGUAUCAUAUGGACCACAUUAAAGGCAUCCUCUAGGAAAACAGACCUAACUGUGCAGAGCCAUUUUAACGGCCGAUUCCUCAGUGUUUUAACACGCAAUCUUAAUUCUCCCUUAGUCCGGUAACUUUAAGAGAAUCUCUUUAUUUUGGCCAAUUUUUUUUUUCUUUGUUUUAUUUCCCCCCCCCACACUGCUGUAACAUUUCAUCCGUGUUUGACUUCUUGUUUUUAUCGUCCCCAUAACGUCUGUGCUUACGGCACCCACUAAACCAACAUUUAAACCCCCGGCUCGACCUGGCAGCGGGCGGGAGGGAGAGGGAGGUCGCGUCUAAACAUGUUGCCGCUUCAUUGCUGUAAACAGUGUACUACGUACACUCGAUUUAAACUAGUGUUUUGUUUGCUAUUAAGUCAAAUAAAGGCCUUUAUAAAGAAGAUGAGACGUGGAGAAAGAUUGUUGGGGCUGAAAGAGGUGGCUGAGGAGCUCGGGGGGGCUGUCGGAGGACAAGGGGGAUGGAAACAAC
Messenger RNA from Gavia stellata (red-throated loon), 2280 nucleotides. It is a transcript of the gene RNF115, whose product is annotated as ring finger protein 115. Gene Ontology annotation, molecular function: ubiquitin protein ligase activity. The record is from RefSeq and is a predicted model, not a curated record. The transcript has 9 exons. Gene Ontology annotation, cellular component: cytoplasm; nucleoplasm. The coding region runs from base 1 to 903 and encodes 300 amino acids. Lineage: Eukaryota; Metazoa; Chordata; Aves; Gaviiformes; Gaviidae. Gene Ontology annotation, biological process: positive regulation of DNA-templated transcription; ubiquitin-dependent protein catabolic process; protein ubiquitination.